Molecule: messenger RNA, 3906 nt
Organism: Pleurotus ostreatus (oyster mushroom)
Lineage: Eukaryota; Fungi; Basidiomycota; Agaricomycetes; Agaricales; Pleurotaceae
Exons: 28
Coding region: 1-3906 (1301 amino acids)
Biological process (GO): transmembrane transport
Cellular component (GO): membrane; fungal-type vacuole
Molecular function (GO): ATP binding; ABC-type peptide transporter activity; ATP hydrolysis activity
Source: RefSeq, a predicted model, not a curated record
AUGGUAUUCCUUGCGUAUAGGAACUCGCACCUGACGCGAGACCAACUGCCUAUCUUAGCGGACAGCAACAAAGCUGUGAAUCUUAGAGCAAAGAUUUUCCCGUAUUUAGAUGCGUUCUAUGUCUCUGCAAACAAGAAUAAAGUGCGAAGUCGGCACAUAUUCUGGGGUAUCAUGGAAGCCCUUCGGAAAGACUAUACUGUCCAGGCCUUGCUACUCGUGGUCCACGCUAUUUUAGGAUAUGUUGCUCCUAUUGGGUUGAACAGAUUAUUAUUCUACAUGGAAAGCGGUGGUCGCGACGCGUUCAUGCGUCCAUGGGUUUGGAUAGCAUGGCUAUUCUGCGGUCCCAUGAUCAGUACAGUCCUGUUUCAGUAUUAUACGUUCCUGUCGGCUACGAAGCGAGUAUGGGCGGAAUCACUCAUCUCGCAGCUUGUCUUCGAGCAUGCAUUGCGCAUUCGCGUCAAAUCUGUGUCGCACUACGCUACCCCAUCCCCUAGUAAACCCAGUUCUCCCACUCCAGAGGACCCCGAAACGUCAACUAGCACCGAGCCUGCCAAACCAGAUAAAUCAAAUACUGAGGACACUGGGAGCAAGGAAGACGGGAAUUUUAUUGGAAAACUCACCAAUCUCAUGUCUACGGAUACGUCUAACAUCAGUGGCGCAGGGGAUUUCCUGUUUCUGGUGGUAUACAUUCCUUUGCAGAUGGCCUUCGGAAUCCUCUUCCUUUACUUCGUGCUUGGUUGGAGUGCAUUUGUUGGCCUAGCUAGCAUGGUACUACUUUUCCCGUUACCAGGUUAUGUUGCCAGUCGUCUUCAAGGUGUUCAACAACAGCAUAUGAAGUCCACUGACGCCCGUGUCCAGAAUGUCACUGAAGCGUUGAGUGUCAUUCGGAUGAUCAAGCUUCUAGGUUGGGAACGCAGGAUGAACGAUCGAAUUAGAAGCACUCGUGAAGAAGAGCUCGCAUGGUUGUGGAAGAGAAAAGUGCUCGGACUUGUCAAUGUUUCCAUCAAUCAUGGUCGCCUCCUUCGCCACAUUACGGUCGUCAUGAAGCAAGACCUAAGCGCCUCCAUAGUAUUCAGCUCUAUGACAGUGUUCGACAUCCUAAGGGGCCAGCUUCACAUGAUCUCAAAUACGCUGACGGUCGUCAUCAAAGGCAAAGUAUCUCUCGACAGAGUCAACGAAUUCCUACACAAAGUCGUUCGCUUCCCCUUGGCACUCUUUGCGAGACUGACGAGCAGCCCAUUUUCUCAGACUGAACUCUUGGACUCUUUUGCUGAUGAUGGGGAGCUCUCUGCCACGGUGAUACCAGCCCCUCCAGUUGUCGGUUCUCAAGAUGUGAUCAUACGUGAGGCGAGCUUUACGUGGGAUGCCGAAAAACCAGUGCCAGGCCAAUCAAGGCGCAAUUUCGUCUUGAAGAUUGACGGUGAAGUUCUAUUCAAGCGGAACGGCAUAAAUGCUAUCCUAGGCCCCACAGGAUCGGGAAAGACUUCAUUGUUGAUGGCUCUCUUAGGGGAAAUGCAUUUUGUGCCAUCUGGACCCAAUUCCUUGUGUAACCUUCCCAGACAGGGCGGGGUGUCAUAUGCAUGCCAGGAAUCCUGGGAAAAUAUCGUGUUUGGGGCUGCUUUUGAUGAAGUGCGGUAUAAGAAAGUUCUUUAUCAGUGUUGCCUGGAGCAAGACCUUAAGUUGUUCGAAUCUGGAGACAACACUGAAGUCGGCGAGAAGGGCCUUACACUGAGAUUCCAGGCACGAGUCACCCUCGCCCGAGCCAUUUACUCUGACGCGGAGAUUAUUAUACUGGACGACGUACUUUCGGCGCUAGACGUUCAUACAGCCAAAUGGAUCGUUGACAAAUGUUUGCGGGGGGAUCUUGUCCAAAAUCGUACCGUAAUUUUGGCCACCCACAACGUAAUGUUGACGGCCCCUGUCGCUCAAUAUGCUGUGACGCUUGGAGCAGAUGGUCGAGUUGUUAGCAGGGGAGCACCAUCGGCUGUCAUCGCCGAGAGCCAGGAGACCCUCGCUGCAGAUAUUGUAGCCCAAGAGGACGCCCUCUUAGAGGCUGAGGCCAUAGCGCCUAAUGAGAUGGAGGUCAAGCCAGAUGGCGAAAGUCAACCAAGUGCCGGCGGAAAACUGAUAGCAGAAGAGGAAAUUGCCGUUGGACAUGUUGAAUGGCCUAUACUCAAGAAGUACUUUGACAGUGUCGGGGGCAAAUAUCCCUUGCUUUUCUACGCUGUGCUUAUUGGCGGUUACAUUCUGAACCAAGCCAUAUUUACAUUUUUGACUUGGUUUUUGGGUUUAUGGGCCGCUCAGUAUCAAAUAAACCCGAAUGUAUCUCCGACAUACUAUUUGACUCUAUAUGGUUGUUUUGUUCUUGUUGCCCUCCUAAUUUAUGUCCUGUCCCAAAUGGUAUAUAUACGGGGCGCUAUCAGGGCAUCAAAAGAAAUACAUGCUCAACUUAUCGAUGCUGUUUUGGGGACUACACUCAGACACGACACCUACUUCGAGAGUAAUUACAAGAUGCACCCAAGAUAUGAAGUCCACUUUAUCCCGCAGUAUCUUGAUAUGCUCCUCGACAUGGCUACAGAUAUGGUGAUCAAGCUGGGCGUGAUCAUCAUCUUCGCUCCGUUGUUCCUAGGGCCUAGCAUCGUAAUUGCCAUCCUGGGGGGUUGGUUAGGACAAGUUUAUAUUGCUGCCCAGUUGCACGUACGAAGAGACAUGUCCAUCGCUAAAGCACCAGUCCUGGGACACCUGGGCGCCGCUAUGGCAGGUCUAAUUUCCGUCCGAGCCUAUGGCGCUGAAGAAGCAUUUAAGAACGAGUCGUUGACCCGUAUUGACGUAUACACUCGUGCGGCGGUCACUUGCUAUAAUCUCAAUCGAUGGUUAUGCGUUCGUAUCGAGCUUCUCGGCAAUACAUUCACAGCUACACUUGCGGCAUAUUUAUUAUACGGACCCCAAAAGGGAGCCAGCAAUACGGGGUUCCUUCUAAACAUGGCCGUGGUCUUUACCGAAAUUAUCUUAUGGUGGGUCCGUAUAUUCAACGAAUUCGAGGUAGAGGGAAAUAGCCUGGAGCGAGUACAACAAUACAUAUGCAUUGACCAGGAGCGGGGUUCAACGGAAAGUGGCAAACCGCCGGCAUAUUGGCCCGCCACCGGCGAUCUCCACGUUGAAAAUCUACGCUCAAGAUAUUCUGCAACUGGCCCAGUAGUGCUUGAUGGACUAACUUUCCAUAUCAAAGGCGGCGAACGGGUUGGUGUUGUUGGCAGGACGGGCUCUGGGAAGAGCACUUUAGCCCUGUCAUUAUUACGUGCCAUUCCUGUGGAUGGGUCUAUGUAUUUGGAUGGAAUACUAACGGACAGCAUUAACCUCGAUGCCUUGCGUUCUACUAUCAGCAUCAUCCCACAAGUGCCUGACCUUCUCAGUGGCCCCCUGCGCCAUAACCUUGACCCAUUCUCCCAAUACGAUGACGCAGUGUUGAACGGUGCUCUCCGGGCCGCUGGGUUGUUUUCCCUCCAGAGUGAUGAAGAUGAGUCUAGAAUCACCCUUGAUACGAUGCUGGGAAGCGGAGGGAACAAUUUAUCCGUCGGGCAGCGACAAAUUAUUGCUCUGGCAAGGGCUCUUCUUAGGCGUAGCAAGAUAUUGAUCCUCGAUGAAGACCAUAAAACAGACGAAAUCAUUCAGUCGUCAAUACGACAUGAACUUGGAAAGGACGUGACAUUGAUCACCAUUGCCCAUCGCUUGCAGACUAUCAUGGACGCCGAUAAGAUUAUGGUUCUCGAUGCCGGAAAGCUGGUUGAGUUUGGCACACCAGCUGACUUGCUCAGCGAUGCUAAAGGGAAACUCCGUGCCUUAGUGGAUGAAUCUGGGGACAGAGAGAAGCUGAUGGAAAUGGCGCAACCCAAGGGCACUACAUGA